Messenger RNA from Orcinus orca (killer whale), 5099 nucleotides. Its product is annotated as metabotropic glutamate receptor 7-like. Gene Ontology annotation, biological process: G protein-coupled glutamate receptor signaling pathway; regulation of synaptic transmission, glutamatergic. The transcript has a single exon. The record is from RefSeq and is a predicted model, not a curated record. Bases 313 to 891 code for a protein of 192 amino acids. Gene Ontology annotation, molecular function: group III metabotropic glutamate receptor activity. Gene Ontology annotation, cellular component: membrane. NCBI's taxonomy places the organism in Eukaryota, Metazoa, Chordata, Mammalia, Artiodactyla, Delphinidae.
UUUAAAGCGACAGCCGUCCUCGCUCUCUCCCCAGUGCUGGGCUGUUGGAGAGCUCGAGCUGCAAGCCACCGAGCGCGAGCUCGAGCGCGGCGCGCUGGCCGGGGAACCCAAGAGCGCACGGCGCCCCAAGCUGGCAGGCGCCGCGGGACCCCCCACCCUCGCCGGCUGCCCUUCCCCGGGCGCCCCUACCCUCCUCGCCCGCAGGAGACCCUGGGCUUCAUCGGAGGAGCUCACCCCAAGGGGCCAGGACUCCGGCGGGCCCGCCACCGUCCCCUCCAGUGCCGCCGCCACCGCCGCAGCCGCGGGAGCAGCAUGGUCCAGCUGGGGAAGCUGCUCCGCGGCCUGACUUUGAUGAAGUUUCCCUGCUGCGUGCUGGAGGUGCUUCUGUGCGCGCUGGCAGCGGCGGCGCGCGGCCAGGAGAUGUACGCCCCGCACUCCAUUCGGAUCGAGGGGGACGUCACCCUCGGGGGGCUGUUCCCGGUGCACGCGAAGGGCCCCAGCGGAGUGCCCUGCGGCGACAUCAAGAGGGAGAACGGGAUCCACAGGCUGGAAGCGAUGCUCUACGCCCUGGACCAGAUCAACAGCGAUCCCAACCUGCUGCCCAACGUGACGCUGGGAGCGCGGAUCCUGGACACUUGUUCCAGGGACACUUACGCGCUCGAACAGUCGCUCACUUUCGUCCAGGUGCUCAUCCAGAAGGACACCUCCGAAGUGCGCUGCACCAACGGCGAGCCUCCGGUUUUCGUCAAGCCCGAGAAAGUAGUUGGAGUGAUUGGGGCUUCGGGGAGUUCGGUCUCCAUCAUGGUAGCCAACAUCCUGAGGCUUUUCCAGGUGGGGGGGCGCUCCCUCCGGGGCAGAGCGCGCCGUAGCUCCCCGCGCUCAUUAUCCUGAAGGCUGGCUUGGACUCCAGGGGUGCGGGGUCUGGUCAGCCUUCGCUCAUUUCCACCCUGGAGAUCCUGCCGAAUCCCUCCCACCUCACCCGAGGAGGUACUUUCCCUGCUUGAUUCAUUUCCCUUCCAUCUCUCCCCUGUCCGCGCUCCACUCCAUCCGGCUUGACAUUCUGGAUUUAUGGCCCCAUUUAGAAGAAACAGUCUCCGAAAAACAAGGCGAUGAUUUAAAUGGGUUUGCAUUCGAGUGAAAUAUGGUUCCAAAACAGGCUUGUAAAAGUGCCGGGCUCCUGUGAGAGCCACCUAGGCGCAAGGAAUAUGAAAGAUGAGAAGACGCCUAGAAACUAGGCAUUUCUCAACUCCCCAACUUCCCUGCCCCAAGCCGCCCGACAAGCUGCAGCUGCCUUGGAAAAUUUCGAGAAGAGCUUAGGGAGGCAGUUCUUAAACCGAAGGCUAGGUCUUCACCUACAUUUGGACGUGAAUUGCCCAUUUCGCUCGGGUUGGAUUUCCCGGCCUGUAACCUGUCUCUGCGAGGGCAUGGGGCGAAAGGCGUGGGGACUGUCCUCAAGCGGGGAGAAGCCACCCGCAGACGUGCCCCCAGGUGAUUUGCUCUGGGCAGUUGUUUGCACCGUCUAAACUGCCUUUGCGAUCUGGCCACUGGCAGGAGCCGGGCGAUCAGCUUUCUACUCCUGCCAGCUCAGAGCCCGGAGGAGAGCUCAUGCUAACUGCGAAACACAAUCGCUUUCUCUGCACCCACCCUGUGCCCAUCCUUUCCCACGACCUCCCUAACGCAGCCCCCAACCCCAGUCCUGGGUUUUGAGGACGAUUCUCAGAGCCAGACAAGAAGGCGCCUGGAGGGAGGCAGUAGGGUGCGCUGAGCAAGGCCGGGCGGUCCUCUAGCUCCGGGUGCAGGCGGGCAACGGCGGAAGAUGCGAGGACGGCGGAUCGGGCCACGUGAGCCGUGGGCGGUGCUGCAGUGCUCUCUCACCGCCUGCUCCCGCAGCCUCGGCCCCACGGCUCCUGUGCCGCCCUGGGUAUAGAUGGAUGGCUUCUGGAUGAAGAAAUUGAGUUUCAGGGUCUGCGUGACUAUGGGUUCUCUUGUUUCUCUGUCUUUCUUCCUGUGUGUCUCUCUCCUUGUGUCUCUUUCUCCCUGCUGUUUUUUAUUUUUUUGUCUCUCUGUUUUUAUGUUCUCCCUUUCAAUUUCUGCCUCUCUUUUCCUUCUCUACCCCUAUAUCCAAGGUUUUUGUUCAUCUCUGUCUUGAAGUGAUCCUUUCCUAAUGCACAGCUCUCUCCCUGCCUGGUAGGACCCAAGCUCAGUUUGUCCCUUCUCCAGAUGUUCUGGCUGACCCUUAUGCUCCCCGUAGCUAAAAAGUUGGCUCCCUCUCAAGUGCCUUUCCUGAAACAUGUUGGGUUUCUGGAGGGGACUCCUUGUGAUUCAAGCUGUCACUACAUCAGCACCCAGGAGUAUGAAGUUUGUGUUUGUGCCAGAAGGAGGGGUGCCUGUCUAAAGCUGCAGCCUGGUAUGGCCCCUCUGAGCCUCUGAGCAUCUCUAACACCUCUUGAGUAUGCCACCAUGGAGAUCUCUAGAUGUUUGCAAGGCCAAAAGUGCUUCUGGGCAGCCUUCACUUUGAGGUAAUGCUUUCAGGAAGAGCCUGGGUUGUUGUAAGCAAAACCCAGAAGCACUUCCGUUACCUCUGAGCUUAAACUAGAGAACCUGAGGAGGCAGCGCUGCAGGGAGGAUGAGGCCAGAGGUCACCUGAGAACCACAGGGGCAACUCACAGUAGUUUUACUGGAGCUCUGGGGGUUGGAGGCACAUUUGCUGUUUGACAUUUUAAAAAUUAUUUUGGUGCCUUCACUUGGAGCUUGGGCAGUACUGCAGAUGGGCCUGCCUGUCGAAAAAAGAGUGAAAUCUUAAAGUCAAGAGACAGCUUGCCGACUAGGCUGAAGGAUUGUGUUUGCUGAAAAAGAUUCCAGGGGGAGCUGAUUCCUUCUCUGGUGUGUGGAUCUGAGGCACUUGCAAGAAAAGAGAGCGCUUGCCUUAUGCUUAGUUCCCCCGUUCCCUGGGCUGGGAAGGAAAGGAACUGAAUGCCAACAUUAGCAGUGUGGGUUGGGACCAAAACCAUUCAGAGAAAACACUGUCAUUUUCCUCUAAUUUGCAAAUUGCAGCUAUUCAUGUUGGAUUGAACAGCUGAGGGGAAAGAGCCCCCAGUUUUCACCUGCAUUUAUUGAGAAGAGGCUGGUAGUAGGAGGGAUGCACCAACUUGUAGCUUGUGCUGCAAGCUGGAUAUAAGCUUGGUGUGAGCAUCCUGGUUAACCACUGCCCAUGUUCAAAUAUACAGAGAUAGAUUCCAACAGUCUCUUCCCAUAGCCUUAUUUUUGCGUGUGAUCUUAGAAGCUCCUGUCAUGUAAGUCCAGUCCCCAGUUUCCCAGCCUCUGUAAACCUGCAAAAUGAAUAGAGAGAAUAGUGGAACACAGACCCAUUGUUCAAAGACACAGUCACUUUAGGGAAAGAAGAAAAGAACGGGUAGGUGAAUCUUCUCUGGGAUUGCAGGGUUCAGCUCAAUGAAGACUGUCCUGUAUAAAAGAAACUCCUCUAAAUGGUUGAAUUCUUAGCUCUCCAGAGAUCUGAGUUUUCUUUUCCCCAGUCCCUGUGGGUUGCUGUGGGGAAUGUGCCAAACCUAUCAUUUGAGAUAAAAAUUUAUGGUGAGGUAAGCUUCUAGGCUGGGGGAAGGAAGACUUAGUGACUGAAAUGGGGGAUGCUAAGCACUGGGGGGCAAGAAGGAACAAGGAGAUAGUAAUGGAUGUAACAAAUGCUGCAGCUGCCAGCAAAGCCUGGAUUGAACUUCCUUCCUGAAAAUGAGGACCUGGGCAAGAAUGACCACUCAGAUGUAAACAGUGUCUCUGACUGGGAAUUCUCAUCUGCCUGCCGGUGGGCCAGAGCUGAGCAAGUCCUUUCUCUCCUCUGUAUGCACACUGAACUGGUUAGUAAGUGACAUGUCAGAGGACAAGAAUCAUAUUCAGUGGAUCUUUCAAUUCCAGGAGUUUGAGGCUAAUGAAAUUAGUGUGUGGCCAGGGCUCUGCCAACUAGAAUUAAGUCACUGCAGCCACCCUGCAAUGCAUUUUCAGCCUGAAGGGAGCAUCAGGGAGGAAUUUCGGGAGAUUUGUUUCUGAGCCUGUACAAAAUAAUACUCUCCUAAUGCUAAGAAAGGUUAAAUGUAAAUUAAUAUUGACUACGAGUAACAUAUUUAAAAAAUAAUCGCCGAGUAGGGGAUGGCUUAAAGUGGAGAGAUUAUAUAAUAUGGUGUCCAAAGAAUAAAUCUCCCCUGACCACUGUUUCAUGGGCUAUAAGUAAGAUAUAUUACAAUGGAAAUUAAUGGGAACGUUUUUAGUCAAGGCUUCUCUGCGAUUGACUUGAGAGCAAACACUCUGAGAGUAUAAAUUACUCUUGCUAUGUGCUGACUCUGAAUGAACAAUAUUUCAUGUGCAGUGACAUGGUCUAAGCUAUAGACUUGGAAUUGAAUGGCAUCUGUUUCAAUUGUUUUGUUCUCUCAAGAGCAACUAGAUAGAAAAAAGUGGUCAAUUUGACCCCUGUGGGAGCGUGUUGCAAAUCUAAACCUGUGUCCCUCAUACCAUAAAUGAAAUACAUUUGUAAAUUUGUAAGUGUUUUCCUUCUGUUCAUUGAUGCUUGAGUAUAAUCUCAAACUUUGGGAGCAACACUUUAUACAUAAGUACUUGGUUUUCUUCCUUUUUUCUUUCUCUUUCUCCUCUCUCUGUUUCUCUCUCUCUCUCUCUCUCUUUCUCCAUCUUAUGUAAUUGGAUAGAACUGGGCACCUAGGAUGAUGUGGUGUUACUAUAGUGGGAUUUUUUUUUUUUUUAAAUCAACUCUAACUUACCCUUUUAAAAAUUUCAUAAAUACAGGUGUCGGUGCCAUUUGGAAUAGUCUCUAUAACAAUUUGUCUCCACAUUUACUGUGUUUCAGCAGAUUUACCUAACAGAUGGUGAGUGGGCAAUUUGUAAAGGGGCAUUUUUUUAAAAGAGCGGAGAGGGAAGGAAUUAGAGACAGGCACAUACUAUAUUUGAAGUUACCUCCACGUGUAUUUUAUGUAUGUAUACCCAUACAAUUAAGAAGUCUUUGGAUGUUUUAUCUUCAAGAAUAAUUCAGAUAAUGGAUUACUUGAAUAUCAUAAACAUUUAGGGUUUAACAGAUUCGU